AUGCUGUUCUUUCUGAAUUCACUAGCUUUUUCUGACCUGGGUAAGUACUGUCAAGCGCCUAGAAAAUCAUUCAGCUUCCCAGAUGAUAAAAAGCUACUUCAUGUCUCUGUUCUUAUUAGACACGGCCACAGAACGCCAGAAAAACCACAAUUACCAAUGAGUGCUCGUGGACAUUGGGAAUGUGAUGAUGCGAACGCUCCAGCACCACGUUCUGAAGGAGGUCCAUCAAAAUUUUAUAGAUAUUAUGAUCAAAUUCUCGAUCCAGAAAUGAUUGAUUACCCGCCAAGCUGCCGUGCCGGUGAUUUGACAAUAGUUGGUCAACAGAUGCAUAUUGAUCUUGGUGCAGCAUACAGGAAAUUCCUUGUUGAUGAAAAACACUUUUUACCACAGAAAAUGGAUCCAGCUCUCUUCGAUUUUUACACAUCUCCCAUUGAACGAACAUUCCGCAGUGCCGAGUCAUUCAUCGAUGGUCUUUAUCCACCUCUUUCCGACAAUGAAGUCCUUACAAUUAUUUCCGGCACAGCUGCAGCCGCUCCAUUGAAUCCAAGUGAAACGAACUGUGAGCAAAUGAAAGUAGAGCGUGAUGCUUUCCUCGCAUCCGACGAUUACAAGAAUUUGGUCACCGGAAUUUGGCCAGACAUCAAAGAUGCCACACAACAGUACUUCCACGUCAUGGAACCAACAGUUGAUGGUGUCCAUUUGAUUUGUGGCUGGGCCGUUGCAUUCAACUGCAGUGUUGGAUCGCAAGUUCCUGUAUUUAUGGAUGACAAGUUCAUGAAUGCAUGCAGGAAGGAGAACAGAUACUCACAAUGGGGAUUAUUCGCAUAUCUUUCUAAUCAUUCUGUUGCAGGAGCCCCAAUUUACAGACACAUCCUUAAAGUUGCAGAAGAUGGCAUGAAGAGUGGUAAGAAAUUUGCAUUACAGAGUGCACAUGAUACAACACUUGCUGCAUUCCUUACUUAUCUCGGCGUUCCUCAGGAAGAUGUCACUCCAUACGCUUCACAUGUCGCUAUCACAUUCUGGGAAGAUAACAGCCAGAAUAAGUACAUCAAGAUUUCACUGAAUGGCAAUGAUCUCAUCAUGCCAGGCUUUGAAGGAUCUCCUUACGUUGAAUACUCACAGUUCAGGGCUAAAUACAACCAAUUCCAGGACUUCUGUCCCGAAAUUGCUGUAUAA
Molecule: messenger RNA, 1176 nt
Organism: Trichomonas vaginalis G3
Lineage: Eukaryota; Parabasalia; Trichomonadida; Trichomonadidae
Product: histidine acid phosphatase
Exons: 1
Coding region: 1-1176 (391 amino acids)
Biological process (GO): dephosphorylation
Molecular function (GO): phosphatase activity
Source: RefSeq, a predicted model, not a curated record